AGAAAAGACGUGUGAGAAAAGGAGCUUGGUUGGUUGCUGCCAUUGUCUCCUCCAACUCCAUCGUCUCUCUCUCUAUCCACACCACACUUCAUUAAUUUUUUGCGUUCAAAACUUUAAACAAAAGGGCCCAAUUUUGGUUGUUCGUCCAUCUCCCUUCCCCUGUAUAGAUCUUCUCCGAUUUCCUGGCCAGACUUCGAUCUGGCGUUUCUACUACCACUUAAGAUGUUGCCUCAGGCUCAGCUGUAGAAGGCUAAGCCAGACCAAAGUGGACGCCAAAUGUCGACUUCUCUUGCCGCAUUCGAAUGCCCCCGUGUUGUGAAUUCCAAUGCGAUAUUCAAGAGUGGGCAUCUACUGAUAUCUUCCAAAGGUUUAGGAUGGAAGUAUUGGAAGAAGAGAUGGUUUAUCCUCACACGCACCUCAUUGGUUUUCUUCAAAAAUGACCCUAGCGCACUUCCACAGCGUGGUGGUGAAGUAAACUUGACUUUGGGUGGUAUUGAUUUAAACAAUUCAGGGAGUGUUGUGCUUCGAGAAGACAAGAAACUGCUGACUGUUUUGUUUCCUGAUGGGCGUGAUGGACGAGCAUUUACUCUUAAGGCAGAGACGCUAGAGGACUUAAAUGAGUGGAAGACAGCCCUUGAGAAUGCUAUUGCACAAGCACCUAGUGCUGCCCUUGUGAUGGGACACAAUGGGAUAUUUAGGAGUGAUACAAAUGAAACUAUGGAAGGGUCAUUCCAUCAAUGGAAAGACAAGCGCUCGAUCAAAUCUUUGGUUGUUGGACGCCCAAUUCUACUUGCACUAGAAGAUAUAGAUGGUGGGCCUUCGUUCCUUGAAAAAGCACUUCGAUACCUUGAGAAGUAUGGAAUUAAUGUAGAAGGAAUUCUGCGGCAGGCUGCAGAUGUUGAGGAAGUUUAUCGGCGAGUUGAAGAAUAUGAACAAGGGAAAACUGAGUUUGGUCCUGAUGAGGAUGCCCAUGUCAUCGGUGACUGUGUUAAGCAUGUUCUUCGGGAGCUUCCUUCAUCUCCCGUGCCUGCAUCCUGCUGCACUGCUUUGUUGGAAGCCUUCAAACUUGAUCAGAAGGAAGCUAGGGUAAAUGCAAUGAACUCAGCUAUACAGGACACAUUUCCUGAACCCAAUCGACGACUCUUACAGAGAAUUCUUAAGAUGAUGCACACAAUUUCCUCGCAUGCUUCUAUUAAUCGGAUGAUGCCAUCAUCGGUCGCUGCUUGUAUGGCCCCAUUGAUCUUGCGGUCACUUUUAGCUGGUGAAUGUGAUUUGGAGGAUGAUUAUGAUGUCAAUGGAGAUGAUUCUGCACAGCUGCUUGCUGCUGCAAAUGCUGCUAAUAAUGCCCAAGGAAUUAUUACAACACUGUUGGAAGAGUAUGAGAGCAUUUUUGAUGAUGAUAAUCUACACAGACGCUACAUAUCUGGUGAUACUCAAUCUGAUAGUAGUGGAAGCGAAGAUGUGAGCAAUGAUGAACAUCAUGACAUAAAGGUCAAUGGUUAUCAUGAUGCUGAAAAUGAAGUUGACCCUGAAGUAGAUUAUGACCGUGAUCGCAGACUCAGUGGGAAGUUAAGUGAAAGCAGUGGCUCUGCUGCCAGUGAUCUCUAUGAGGCAAUUGGCAAUGAUGAUCUGGAUAAUGAGUCUCCCAUGGACGGUUGUACUUUGGCAGCAAAAUUAAAUCAAAUGAUGGCCAAUACAUCUGCUAUUGGUUCUAAUCAAUUAGUCCAUGAGCAACUAGAUCAACAAAAGAAGGCACAUAACAACACAACAUAUGCUUCUACUGAAGUACUUGGUGGUGAGUUGCAGUCAUCCAAGACUGACGUCUUGACAUCUAUAGAUCAAGAGCUCCGGCAAUCAAUUCCUGGAUCAGAACUGGUGACUGAAAGUCCAGUUUCUAAACUUCCCAAUUCAAACCCCAGUACCAAAAAAUCCACAUUUUGGGGGAAGAGAAAUGCAAGGAAUACUCCUUCAACAGAAUCAAUUGAUUCUUCUGGGGAGGAAGAGGUUGCCAUCCAAAGAUUGGAGAUUGCAAAGAAUGAUUUGCGUCGUAGGAUUGCCAAAGAGGCACGAGGAAAUGCAAUUUUGCAAGCUAGCUUGGAGAGAAGAAAGCAAGCUUUACAUGAGCGCCGGUUGGCACUUGAACAGGAUGUAGCAAGACUGCAAGAGCAGUUGCAAGCUGAGAGAGAUCUACGAGCUGCUCUGGAAGUUGGCUUGAGCAUGUCUCAUGGCCAGGUUUCUGGCUCUCGCGGCAUGGAUUCCAAGACGAGGGCUGAACUUGAGGAGAUCGCACUUGCUGAGGCAGAUGUCGCCAGAUUGAAGCAAAAAGUUGCAGAACUUCACCAUCAGCUGAAUCAUCAACGCCAGCAUCAUCACCAUGGCUCCUUUCCAGAUGCAACUCACAGAUAUCAACAUGUUCCCAAUCAAAAUUUGCAGCAGAAAUAUUUUCUACAGGAUUUUGAUACCACACUUGCUGUUUGUAAUCACGAACGUAAACAAAGAACAGAGGAGUUGUUUGGAUCAGAACUGCGGAACAUCAAUAGCCAAACAAUGACCACUGGCAGCAGUAGCAGGCAGCCUCUUCGGAAGCAGUUUUUAGAAUCGACAAACCUGAGUGACACCAAAAAUAGCGAGGCAUCCACUAGCUCAUCCAUCGACUAUCUUGGCGCUGUUGAUUCUCUUUCUUUUCCUUCCACUUCAAGGACAGUACCUGAGAUGAUGGAACAUCCACGGCACCCUUCUUCAGUGUCAUCGUCAACUCUGGUAGAACUGACAACACGGCUCGACUUCUUCAAGGAGCGUCGGUCUCAGCUGAUGGAACAGCUCCACAACCUGGAUUUGAACUAUGGAUCAUCCUCACCUCAAGAUUUUGUGUAUAAAAUGUCUUCUCCUCCUUGGAACUGAAAUCAAAAAAUACUUCCUACGGAUAUAAUGUAUCAAGAAUGUAUGUAUGUACAGUCUAGUCUAUUAUCUGUUGCAGUGUUGUAUAUAUAUAUAUAUAUACAUAUUAUAUCUAAAGUUUUGGACAACAUUGGAGGAGAUCCCUUAUUUUUAUUUUUGUUAUUUAUUGACAAUGAAAGGUUGAUGGAGAUUUCUAUGUCAAU
Andrographis paniculata is the source of this 3101-nucleotide messenger RNA. RefSeq names its product rho GTPase-activating protein 7-like. The transcript has 22 exons. The record is from RefSeq and is a predicted model, not a curated record. Gene Ontology annotation, biological process: signal transduction. Lineage: Eukaryota; Viridiplantae; Streptophyta; Magnoliopsida; Lamiales; Acanthaceae. The coding region runs from base 277 to 2901 and encodes 874 amino acids.